Acanthamoeba castellanii str. Neff is the source of this 837-nucleotide messenger RNA. RefSeq lists its product as uncharacterized. The transcript is spliced from 9 exons. NCBI's taxonomy places the organism in Eukaryota, Discosea, Longamoebia, Acanthamoebidae. Bases 1 to 837 code for a protein of 278 amino acids. Gene Ontology annotation, biological process: intracellular protein transport. Gene Ontology annotation, cellular component: endosome. The record is from RefSeq and is a predicted model, not a curated record.
AUGACGACGCUGGAGAUCACUCUCGACCGCUUCGACCGCAAAUACCGACCAGGCGACGUGGUGACGGGGAAGGUGGAGGUGGUAUGCGAGAAGGAGGGCGAACAACACACAGGCGUGACGCUGGGCGUGGAGGGCCUGGUCUCGCUCGACCCGGGCGGCCUGCGACUCGGCAGCGCUGCUCGCACCACCCAGAACCUCGUCCAAACGCACCAGCUCGCGCCCGGCGGCAAACUAUACGCACCCCCUCCUCUCUGUUUCCUUUGGGCCCACUUCUUUUUCUGGCUGCCCAGCACUGUCAAGGGCAUGAACGAGUUCCCGUUCCAGAUGCAGAAGGAGGCCGAGUUUGUGAUCCACGUCGACACGUUGGAGGAGGUGCCACAACCGCGAGAGGUGUCCAUCCUGCUGAGCUCCAACGAAUCCAGCCAAUUCAAGCAGGGCAAGGGCGCGACGAGCGAUGAGGAGUUCUCCGCCAGGGGCAAGUUCCUGACCACGACGUGCCACGUCAACAAACCCCUCUCGGGGGAACUCACCGUGGAGACGACGGUCGGGUGGGCGAUUGACCACGCAUCGCUCCACCUGAUGCGAAUUGAAACGGUGGCCAAAGAGGGCGGCGGCUUCAACAAGCAGGUAUCGGAGAUCCAAACGACGCAGCUGGUGGACGGGUAUAUACCGGACAGGCUGGCGGUGCCGAUCUAUCUGGUCUUCCCGCGACUCUUUACGUGCCCGUCCCUCCACGCCGCCAACUUCAAGAUCGAGUUUUCCGUCACCCUGCAGGUCACCCUCAAAGGCGGGCACGUGCUGAAGAAGGACUUCCCGCUGCUGCUGGUGCGAAAGUAA